UUUUUUUUCUCCAUAUAUACAGGUAUGAUUCAUCCUACAAUAUCCAAAUGUACGAGCUAUGUAUUUAUGUUCUCUUAUCAAUUUAAAUCAGAUUUGUGUUGCCACUUGGCAACCACCAACAUCUGUACUGUACUACCAGCUCAUAGCUAGUUAGCUAGUUAACACAUCUAUCCUCUUUUGUACAUUGACACGCCCAUGCAAUAUGUCACACGGUUCUCAUCUAUUAUUUAGGUAUAAACGUUGGACAGCAUACAAGCAUGUAAUCAAGUUAAAUGUAAAACUUUAUACCGGUAUCUCUUAACUAAUCACAAUGGCCCAGACUGACAUGGACUCUGGUGACGAUGGAGGAGGUGGAGGAGAACCAGAGGUGAUCGUUCAGGCCAGUGUCCUGGGAGGCUUUACCGAGAGCACCGAGGUUCAAGCCCUGAUCUCGAGCCUCCCUGAGGUUCACCAGAAAAUGGUGACACGGGAGUCAGCAAUACAGAGGUUCUUGGUCAUAAUGAAUCGGUAUCAGGAGCAGCCCCAUCUUCUGGAUCCACAUCUGGAGUGGAUGUUGAACCUGCUGUUGGAGGUCAUCAGGAGUGAACAGUCUCCGCCUCUCCUGGUUCACCUGGGCUUCAAGUUCCUCUACAUCAUUUCCAAGGUGAGAGGGUACAAGGUCUUCAUGCAGCUCUUUCCUCAUGAGGUGGCAGAUGUCCAGCCAGUCCUGGAUCUCCUGUGUCGUCAGGAUCCCAAAGACUCAGCGACAUGGGAGACCCGCUACAUGCUGCUGCUGUGGCUGUCCAUGACCUGCCUGAUUCCCUUCGACCUCUCCCGCCUGGACGGUCAUCUGACCUCUGAUCCCAGUCAGGCCAGGGAGCCAAUAAUGGACCGCAUCCUUGCUGUGGCCAAGUCUUACCUGAUGGUCACUGAUAAAUCAAGAGAUGCUGCGUCUGUGUUAGUAUCAAAGUUCGUGACACGUCCUGAUGUGAAGCUGAGGCGUCUGGCAGACUUCCUGGACUGGAGUCUGUCCUCUAUCUCCCAGGCUGAUGACCAGACCAUGGAGGGGACUGUGAUCCUAGAUGGAGCCCUGCAGUCUCUGGCUCAGCUUUUCAAGCACGGCAAAAGAGAUGACUUCCUCCAGUACGCCCCGGUGGUGUUGCAGUGCUUGGAGCGACGCGGCCUGGCCGAGAGCAGCCAAGCAACACUGAGGAAGCUGGGGGUCAAACUGAUCCAGAGACUUGGUCUGACCUUCCUCAAGCCACGACUCGCCAAGUGGAGGUACCAAAGAGGAAGCCGGUCUCUGGUUGCAAACCUGUCCCUGUCCCAGCCCGGCUCCGCUGUGGACGCUGUCACCCCAGACCAGGAGACGCAGGGUCACGAGGAGGACUAUGACAUCCCUGAGGAGGUGGAGAAUGUCAUCGAGCAACUUCUGGGCGGUCUGAAAGACAAGGAAACCAUCGUCCGCUGGUCCGCCGCUAAGGGGAUUGGGAGGGUGACGGGAAGACUGCCCAAAGAGCUGGCUGAUGAAGUAGUUGGAUCAGUUCUGGACUGUUUCAGUUUCCAUGAGACAGACAACGCAUGGCAUGGUGGCUGCCUUGCCCUGGCAGAACUGGGGAGGCGCGGCUUGCUUGUGCCCUCUCGCCUCCCAGAGGUGGUUCCUCUGAUCCUGAAAGCCCUGGUCUACGAUGAGAAGAGGGGAGCCUGCAGUGUGGGUUCUAACGUCCGAGACGCCGCCUGCUACGUGUGCUGGGCCUUCGCCAGGGCCUACGAACCCACGGCGCUCAAGCCUUUCGUCACACAGAUCGCCUGUGCUCUUGUGAUCACCGCCGUGUUCGACCGAAACAUCAACUGUCGUAGAGCUGCUUCCGCUGCUUUCCAGGAGAAUGUGGGAAGACAGGGCACAUUCCCCCAUGGGAUUGAGAUAGUCGUUGCAGCAGACUACUUUGCUGUGGGGAACCUGACCAAUUGUUAUUUGGCCAUCAGUGUGUACAUCGCCAGUUUCCCUGAAUAUACCAGACCUAUGAUAGAUCACCUGGUUUCCAUGAAGAUUAACCACUGGGACGGGGUGAUUCGUGAGCUAGCUACAAAGGCAUUGCAUAAACUGACGGCUCAAGCCCCUGAUUAUAUGACCACAACAGUUUUGCCUCAGUUGUUGCCCGUAGCAAUUGGCAUUGACCUCCAAGGUCGCCACGGCGCCCUUCUGGCUUGUGCGGAGAUCGGACACGCUCUGUACAUAUUGGCCAGUGAGAACAACAGACCGGUGACAGAGCUCAUUUCUACAGACUCUGUGGAGGCACUGAAAGGCAUUCACCAGAAGCUGUCGGACAGAAAGCAGUACAGGGGCUUCGGCGGUGAACUGAUGAGGCCUGCGAUGUGUGCUCUUAUCGAGAAGAUGUCUCUUUCCAAGUUGCCUUCCAAAGACGACCCUGUCAUCACUGGUUGGCAGUGGCUGAUCGACGACACCUUGAAGAGCCUCCAUCUCUUCUCUGCCGGACCCAGGGACAACAUUAAGGAAGCAGCAGUGUCCGCCCUGGCUGCUCUGUGUGAGCAGUGCUACCAGCCCCAGCCCGGCGUGGCCGAUCCCCAGGUGCAGGAGCUCCUGGUGUCCCAGUACAUAGCAGGGUUGAAGAGUCCAGAGGUUCUGACUCGAUGUGGUAGCGCCCUGGCUCUGGGUUCUCUACCACGGUUCAUGAUCAGUGGGAAACUGGACCGGAUCCUGUCAGGGCUCCAACAGAGCAGCGGUCAGAGAGAGGUGAUCUUCUCUGAGGCCAGGAGAGAUGCUGCCAAGGCCAUGGCACAAGUGUGUGUGACAGCAGGGGUGUCCGCCCAAGGCUCGACUGACUCUGUGGUUUGUGAGGGGAACGUCUCCAUGAUCUACAGAGCUCUCCUGGACUGUUUGAGUGACUACACCCUGGACAGCAGAGGAGAUGUAGGAGCUUGGGUACGUGAGGCAGCCAUGACCAGUCUGAUGGAGGUGACUCUGCUAGUGGUUGACACUGCUCCGCAACUCCUCUCUCCAGACCUGGUGAAUGGUAUGAUGUGCAGCUUGGCCCAGCAGUCAGCGGAGAAGAUCGACCGCUACAGAGCCCAUGCUGGCUCUGUGUUCCUCCGGCUCCUCCACAAAGACCACCCUCCAGUACCUCACAUCCCCCACAAAGAGGAGCUGUUGACAAUCUUCCCUCCUGAAGGGGCAGGGACUCUGAACUGGAAAGCCCCGUCCCAGGCCUUCCCCCACAUCACUCAGCUCCUCCGCAUGCCCCAGUACCAGUACCACACCCUACUGGGCCUCACCGUGUCUGUAGGAGGACUCACUGAGUCUACGGUGCGUUUCUCCUCCCAGUCUUUGUUCGACCACCUGAUGUUGAUCCAGCGGGACCCGGACGCAAUGGGACACUUCAGUGAAACUCUGCUGCGCGUCUUCAGAGACAACCUGAGAAAUGACAGAGUGUCGAUCCCCUUCCUGAAGAUGCUGGAUCAGAUGUUGGCUAGGGCCUGUUUUGACACCUUCACCACAGAACAGGACCAUCCGUUCUGUGUGAACCUCCUGGCUCUCUGUACGAAUGAGAUUAAGAAGUCCAAGGACGUUCAGAAGCUACGCUCCUGUAUCGCUGUGUUCUGUGGUCUGAUCCAGUUCCAAGGAAAUGUCCGGGUGAAGGUUCUGUUCCAGCUGCUGCUACUCCUCUGUCACCCCUUCCCUGCGAUCAGAAAGGUCACUGCUGGCCAGAUGUACGAGAUGCUGCUGACCUUCGACGAUGUCAUCGACCCCAGCGUGAUGGAAGAUGUCAUGAACUUGCUGAGCGACACCGACUGGGCUGGCGACAUUGCCACAGUGAGGACUCACCGAAACCAGCUCUGUGAUUGGCUAGGAGUACCGAAGCCCCAGCUCGUUGCUAAGGGUUCUGUCUCGUAGGCAAGAGCUCUUCUCAGCAAGAAAAAAAAACGACAGCACAAGAUCCUUCAUGAGAGCAUUCUGUGUGACCCAGCACUAAGUACAGCAGCAUUUCAAAAAGAUGGCCACGCCUUGUGUUAUGUUCCAAGAGCUCCAGAUACUUCUGCUUUUUGCAUUGUUAAUAGUAUACUAGCACAGUCAAUGAAAUUGGAUUUUUGGGAUUCAGUGUUCCUUCAUCACUUCAUCUAUUCAGCUGAUUGUCUGGAAUAUAUUUCAAUGAUGUCACGCCCUGUGAAUAAACAAUGGAGAACACUA
This is a messenger RNA of Esox lucius (northern pike), 4186 nucleotides long. RefSeq names its product tubulin folding cofactor D (gene tbcd). The coding region runs from base 311 to 3892 and encodes 1193 amino acids. The transcript is spliced from 39 exons. Gene Ontology annotation, biological process: adherens junction assembly; bicellular tight junction assembly; post-chaperonin tubulin folding pathway. NCBI's taxonomy places the organism in Eukaryota, Metazoa, Chordata, Actinopteri, Esociformes, Esocidae. The record is from RefSeq and is a predicted model, not a curated record. Gene Ontology annotation, cellular component: lateral plasma membrane. Gene Ontology annotation, molecular function: GTPase activator activity; beta-tubulin binding.